Messenger RNA from Papaver somniferum (opium poppy), 1798 nucleotides. RefSeq lists its product as uncharacterized. The record is from RefSeq and is a predicted model, not a curated record. The transcript is spliced from 9 exons. Lineage: Eukaryota; Viridiplantae; Streptophyta; Magnoliopsida; Ranunculales; Papaveraceae. Bases 404 to 1372 code for a protein of 322 amino acids.
GUCUCUACAAGAGAAGGGAGUUGCUUAAAAAAAAACAGGAGGGAGUACUUUUUGUUCUCCAUUCUUCCAAUUUUAGAUCCCAAAUCGUUGACGGAGAUAAUCGAACCGGAACCGGUCCAGAUCGUUGGCGACGUAAUGGCCACCUACAUUUGAAGUGGUGAACAUCAAUGCAAUUAACUCAAGUCAAACACGUGGCACAAUAAAACAGAUCCAAUAUCCAGGCCAUUCUCUUGAUUUCGCGAGUGAAAAUUCUUCAAAAGGGUUUUCUACUCCCGGCACAGAUAAAACUAACGUCUUCUGUAUUUUUUUCAACGAGAUAGUUUGUGAUUGGAUCAGAAUCAUCUCCAAAAGGUGAACUCUAGAUUCUAAUCUGUACAAAUCUCUGCUCUUCUUCAGGGAAGAGAUGAAGGGAAUUUUUGCCUGUGUCGUUGCAAUUUUGCUCGUUGUAGCACAGAUCCCGUCUGGAUUAACAUUGCCAUCCACAGUACCAGCAUUUUUAUGGUCUUCUCAGCAGCAUGAAUCUUUAUCUAAUGAUAUGGGGAAAUCGGUUGAUUAUCGUACCAUCUCACAGAAAGAUUUAGCUAAGUCCGUCCUUUCCGAAGGAGGCUGGUCUAAAUUUUUGUGUUCAGAGGAAAACCGUCAGCAAUCUGUGGACUUUGCAAUUGUUUUUGUUGGUAAAGAGUUACAGUUGGACAUUUCUAGAGACAACCAUGCAGACUCGACUCUCAUGCAAUCGCUCCAAGUUUCGUUCGAGAGCUCCAACUUUUCCAGGGCGUUUCCAUAUGUAGCUGUGUCGCAAAUGAAAGAGGUAAUGGAGAGUUCGUUGCUUUCAGGGUUUGCAGAAGCUUGUCCAAAUGGCUUGGGAAUAAAAGAUAAUAUCGCUCUCCUUGAGUCAUGUUCAGUUGACGAUGAAAAAUACAGGAAACUUUCAGAUAUGGACUCAGUCUAUGAUUAUCUUAUCUCAAGGAUGGCAAACAGGCAGAACGGGCAAACAGAGAUGGUUGUUCUUUGCAACGGAGGGUCCCUCUCUUCAGAGAAACUUGACCAUACAUGGUCUGAAGGUCAAAUCUUGUCAAGCCUUGUCAGUGCUUUGAAAAAGUUGGGUGCAUCAUACACAGUUCUGUAUGCUUCAGAUGCAUCUGGGUUGGUGUCAUACCCUUCUUACAGGGAACUGGAUAGGUUUCUUGCUGAGGGUAGCGUUGGAAAUGGUUCACAGAAAGCCACUUACUGUGAUGGAGUUUGCCAGAUUAAAUCAUCACUUUUAGAAGGAUUAUUUGUUGCCAUUGUUUUGCUGAUAAUCCUCAUAUCAGGACUUUGUUGUAUGAUGGGUAUCGACGCUCCAACACGAUUUGAAGCUCCCCAGGAUUCUUGAUGUGGAGUAUUUGUAUGUGUAGUUCAUGUAGAGCAGAAUACUAUAAGUCUUUUUUGGGGCGGAGAUAUUUUCUUUCUCCACUGGAUGAUCCAACCAAAAUGUAAUUGAAAAGAUAAGGAAAACAACCUGAUUACUUGAAUGGAAGUGGCAAGUGUAUUUUGGUUGCGGCAGAGGAAGUAAUGUCUCUUUUAAUCGUCCAGUUUUCUGCUUUGCUAUGACAGCUGAUAUUUAUUUAAUUAUUUUGCCUUCUUCUUCCGGUCAGCUUGUUAUCUCAGCCAUUAUGAGUAUGAUUGUGUGGCUACUGCUGUUCAUAUCAGUGUUUGGAACAAAUGAAAUGUAAUAAUGCUGUAUUGAUAUUGCACUCCGUGGUUUAUUAACCACUUAGUAAUGGUUUCAAACAAUGGCUUCCAUGUCAAUUUGAUUCAA